AUGUCAUCUCAAGUGUAUCUCACACCUAAUAGUCUCGAACUUUCAGCUCAGCCAACUCUCAAAGCUUUGUAUUCUAAGAAUAUCAUACUUGAAGGGUAAAAUUUAUACAGAAAAUCUUCAUCAAUCCCUGGUGUAAUUUUCAUCAAUGAUGAAAUCAUAUCCAAUAUAAUUGAGCUUGACGGAUCCAAUCAAUCCAUUUCAAAUCUACAAGAAUUGUAUGAAGAAUAUGAGUGGGAAGAUCUUGGUGACCUUUAUGUCAGUCCGGGGAUAAUCGAUCUGAAUGUUUGUUUUAACAACGACAAUCCUAUAGGAACAAAUGACGAAACAAUAGAGUACGAAGGAAGCGCAGUUAGCGAAAAUUCAGGAUGUAUCACAAGCACCAGUAUAGAGCAGUGAGAAGGAUACGAAAUUGGCAGUCGAGCUGCAAUUGCAGGGGGAAUCACAACAGUCAUAGAGUCUCCUACAAUUACGAGAUCUCCGUUAACAACAAUUCAUGAUUUUUCUCAUAAGCUGAAUUCCUUACUCCGACUAAAAUUGAACUUAUAUCAGUAAAAUUUAUUCCGGUAAAUUUAUUUUUAUUAGGUAAAAAUAAUAAUUUCUAUGUAAAUAACUUUGUUACCUAAUCUAUCUGGCUCGCCAAAAUCGAAAACGAGCCUUUAACCCUCUCUUUUUAGAUGAUGAAGCUUAAUUAGAGGCUUAAUCAAAGUAGCACUUUGACCAGACUAUUUUUAUAAAUAUUUUUUAUGUGAAGAUUUCAUAUAAUUUUUUUCUUAAAAUAAAUAUUAAUUUAUUUUUUUUUUCAAGAGUUAGAAGAAAUAUCACUUUAUUGCGACAUUGGGUUUCUCGCACAUGUAGAUAUGAACUCUUUAUCAGAAAUGGAAGAUCUCGCUAAAGCAGGAAUCAUGGGAUUUAAAGGAUACUUAUUGCCACCAUCAGGAGAUAUUAAUUUUAUUCCUGUUGAGAAGCUUGGGGUUUUAUAUGACUCUGUUGCAAGGACUGGGAAACCACUAUUUUUUCAUCCAGAAAAGACUAAUGAGAGGUAUCUUUAUAUGAGUUCGCCAUUUCGAAAAGAGGGUAUCGAAAACCGCCAAAAUAUCCCACAGCCAGAAAUGACUACUUUUGCAGGGGCUUUUCCAGAAGACAUAGAGCCGACUUCAUCUGAUACUUCUCCUAUUAGUUCUAAUCAGUCUACGCCUAUGAGAAAUACUCCUUCCUCUGAUAUAAAAAGUGAAAAAUAUUUGGAAAGGCAGUUAAGAUACCAGUCAAAUAACCUAGAAAGCUUAAUUAAAGCAGAAAUGAUGACUUAUUCACGGUCAGGUUUCACUGUUUUUCAGCCAGCAGUCUCUAAAAUCACUGACUUCUUAGAAGUUUCGCCCGAAAAAGCUGUAUCUCCAUUUCAAAUAAGAUCUCCAAACCUCACCCUAUUCAGCAGAAAGAGCCCAAUAAAACCAAUAAUAACAGAAACAAAUGCAAGACAAGUUCGAAGACCUCCUCCAAUUAUGUGUAAAAAAGCAGUAAUCCCUAUGGAGAACUCAGAUUAUAAGACUUAUCUCUCAAACUCUCCUCCUCAUUGGGAAGCAAACGGUGUUCAGCUUUUGCUUUCUGAGCUAGCUAAAAAUCCUAACUCCCCCCCAUCCUUGAUCGAACGACUCGCUAUCGUUCGAUCAAGGACGGGGUUAAAAAAAUUUUUGGGAAAAAAAAUUUUAUAUAUAUAUAUUUUUUUUUAUUUUUACUUUUAAAUAAGAGGGUUAAGAGUAUUUAAUAAUUAUUUUUACAGUAAAAAAUUAAAUUAAUUUUAUAAAAAUACCAAUUUUUUUAUAUUUUAAUUUAUUAGUUAUCCCUUUAAACUGUAUAAAUAUUAAUUAGUUCCUUAUUAAAUUAAAAUUUUUUUUUUUAAGUUUUAAAGAAUCUGUAUUUUAUUAGAUUAUUGAGUUUUUAAGCCUAGGUUGAUGACUAAAUCACUUCGAAUGGUUGAUUCCGAAGCUUUCUGUCGUCUCAAAGUCUCUGAAAACAACUUCAUUAUGUACAUCUUCCCAAGCUUUUGAUAACAAUUAUAUUUUUAUAUUUAUAAAAUUUGCAUGAUAUGAAAAUCGUUUGAUCAAGGAUGGGGGUUAAUUUUCCCAAUUUUUAGUAAUUUUUACAGUUAAUAGUUCGAUCAAGGAUGGGGGGGAGUAAUGCAAAAGUUCAUAUCUCGAAUUUAAGCAGCGCAAAUGCAGUUUAUAUUAUCAGAAAAGCAAAACGUGAAAAUCCUGAUUUGAUGGUCACUUGUGAUACUGCUGGGUUUUAUACUCAUUUUUCUGAUGAGCACAUCAAGGAUGGAGAUACAAGAUUCAAAGUAAAUCCUCCUAUUCGAGAAGAAAAAAAUAGAAAACUUUUGUUAGAUGUUUUAAGACUUGGUGGGAUUGAUAUCCUAACUUCGUAUCAUCGGCCAAUAAAACCUUUUCUUAAAUGCUUGCAGAAAGGGGAUUUUAAAAGGGCUGUAAGUGGGAUAAGCAGUAUUGGGCUUAAUUUGCAGUGCUGCUGGGAAGCAUUAAAAGGAGACCCAAGAAUUGUGGCUCCGAAACUAGCAAAAAUUUUACUUACUCCCUUCUCCUUCGUAAGCGAAUAGAACCAUUGGAAAAAAUACCUAUUUUGGCCAAAAGCUCACCUCCUUGAAUGAGCAAAAAAUUUUUGGGAAAAAAAAAAAAUUGAUAUAAAAGUGAUAAUUAAUAUAACGAAAUCUCUAGCUAAAUAUGUUGAAUUUUAAAGAGCUUAGCCAAGUUCCAGCUGAAAUUAUUGGUAUAAGUCAUAUAAAAGGAAGCAUCGCCAUCAAUAAGCAUGCAGAUCUCAUAGUGUGGGACCCAGAAGACCAAGAAGCCCAGACAUGCAUAUAUAUGAGACAUCCACAAAUUUCUCCAUUUAAAGGAGAAGUCCUUCCAGGAAAGAUCCAUAUGACUUACUUAAGAGGAAGCCUUGUGUACAAAAGAGGACUGUUUUUGGCCAAUGGUAAAGCAUUGUAG
This is a messenger RNA of Blepharisma stoltei, 2999 nucleotides long. NCBI's taxonomy places the organism in Eukaryota, Ciliophora, Heterotrichea, Heterotrichida, Blepharismidae. The record is from the annotation of a GenBank genome assembly.